AUGGUGUUUCCGUUCGAUUUUGUCAAGGAAAUCCUUUGCAAUCUGUCGGUGAAAUAUCCGAAGCGAUUCCACGAUGUCGCACCGACUUGGGGUACUUUAAUUGGAAGUGGGAUUUUCAUUAGGAAGCAUCUAUGCCAAGCGCAUCAGCGAUCUCUGUUCGUCGGCGGCAAUGGCAUAUUUUACAAGUUCCAGUUUGAGGCGCUCGACGAGACUCCCGGCAUCUUUCCGGCUGCAUAUUACGAAAGCGUCGACGGGGUCUCGAAUUCUUGCAAUGGAGUUAUGAUUGUGCAGUCCAAUCCACCGGCCACCUUGUUUGUGGAACCCUUUCACGCAAUGUACCGGAGGUUGCCCGAUAUACUGGAAGAUCAUCCGGACCAUGGGCGAGUUAGAUAUUCAUUUGGUUUCGGAUAUGGUUUAAAAAAUGACAAUUACCAGGUUGUUAGAAUCAAACGUUCAACCGAGUAUGUUUAUAGUCUAAAGUUAAAUACAUGGACUAAAAUUCUGAAAUUCCAUUAUCCAGUUCCGGGGAAUUCGCGUGAGCACGUUAAUGGUACUUUGCAUACUCUGGAUAUGAAAUCUGAUGGAACAUGGGAAUAUGAAUUGGAUCCCUGCGCGGGAGUGAUAAUGGCUUUUAAUUUGAGUACAUUAUCUGAGUGUGAGAUAAUGUUUCCGCUCUCAAUUCAAAUAAAAGGUUUCGGUAUUAGAUUAGUUGUUCUUGAUGGCUGUAUGUGUCUAGUUUGCCACAAUCAUGACAAGGUUGUGGUGUGA
Molecule: messenger RNA, 768 nt
Organism: Salvia hispanica
Lineage: Eukaryota; Viridiplantae; Streptophyta; Magnoliopsida; Lamiales; Lamiaceae
Product: F-box protein CPR1-like
Source: RefSeq, a predicted model, not a curated record